UACAUCGCCCAUUUAGUUGGUUGCUACGUUUCGAGUCUCUUCCAAGGGCUUUUUUUUACGUGUGUGUGUGUGUGUGUCUUUUGAGUUUCGAUCGUUCGAAAGUCAUUCACACGCAGAUUCGCCAUUCUCGUGCAUUUUCUCUCAAGUGUUUUGAUGAUUGUGCAACCUGGUAACGCAGAAACCAGCAGCCUAGCAGUCACCAACAUUUUGGCUUUCUCUUUUUGUUCCAUCGAAAUAUUCAAAAAAACCUAAAAGGGCCGUACAAACAGCCGUACAGUUCUCAGUGAUUAGACAAUUAACCAUCUACCUAACGAACCCGUGUAAAACUCGUGUGUGUUGUAUUUGGUGUCGAGUGUGACGUCAGAAUUUUGUUUCCAGUGCAGGAAAGUUUUCUUUGACGAUCGACAACAGUGUUUUUCGAGUGAGAAAAAAAGAACCCAUCACUUUGUUUAUUGUGGCACUUGUGAAGCUUCUUGGCCGUGUGUAAUUCUUUUUGUUUCGCAUUCGAAAAAGAAGUAAAAACGACGAGUGAAGCAGCAAAACCUUGACGUCGUGUUUUGUUGUUUGGCAUCCGCGCGCGCGCGCCAUUUUCCUUUUUGACAACAACAACGCAGUGAGAAAGAACAUCCCUCCCCGACAACAACAACAACCCCUCCGUACAACAACCCCCCCUAUACAGCAGUGUGUGUGUUUUACCAUUUGAUUUAUCCCCCAGUCCGAAAUGGGUGCUUUAUGGCCUCACGGUAGAGCCGCCAUUGUCCACUCGUUUGGAUUCCAACGCGCCAUAGGAUACAGAAUUAGAUAAUUUCAAGCCAUCGACUGGAAGGAAAAAGAAACAACACACAAGGUUUUUUUUUCUCGUUUUGUUUGCGCGGUUGAAGAUUCCAGUAGGGGAGAAGAAGGAGGCAAACAAAACGUAAAGGAACGAAAAGGAGUUACAGGAACGAAGAAGAAGAAGAAGAAGAAAAUUCAAAACAUCCAAAAAGAAGAAGAUGAAAAUAGUGAUGGCCGCACGGAUAUUCCGCUGCUGCUGCCUUUUGGCGUUGGUAACCGCCAUGAUGAUAAGUUGCUGGACGACAUCCAUGGCAACGGCCAGUCCCGCCGCCCGCAACGAAGCCUUUGGAGCCGGACCGGAUCUUUGCGUCGUGCAGACGCCUCUGGUGACCCGUCAUUUUCAGGCCUGGCGCCAGGCCGAGGAGGCCGUACCGACCCGAGGCUGUUCGAACUGGUCUGGUGUAGUUGCCACUCACGAGGUCCAUCUCAUCCGCCUGACGAAUGCCGCCAGUUCAGUGAUGCUGGAAGUGGACGGGUCGGACAAGCCGGCCAACACGCGCUUAGCUCUCAUUCUCGAUGCAAAUGACGCAAAUGUCAAAUGGACUGUCCGGCUAUUGGGAAGCGGAUUGGACCCGAGUUCGCAACAACACGCGAUUAUUGUGACUGGCAAUUCCGUGCUGGAUCUGUCGGAUUUGAAGGCCGGCGUCAUCAACCGUCCUAAGGAGGGCCGGAAUGCGUUGCUGCGCUUCAUCGAGCGCCGAUUCAAAACUCUUCACACGUUCAGUCAAGUGGACGCCGGCGGUGCCCAGCUUCGACUUCGUCUGACUCUGUCCGGCGCCACCAACGGAACCAGCGCUUCUCCUCCAACUUGCGACUACGAUACGGCCAGCCCGAGUCCCGUCCUCCAGGCCAGGAGAAUGGAGCCGCAACCGGUCGAAGGCUGUUUUCACACGGAGCAGGCCGGCAUCUAUCCAAAGGACGUUCACGUGAUUGAUUUGGAUAACGGCCAGGCCGAAGACUCUAAGAAUAAGAAGAAUAACAACAACACGACCAACGGGAGCAGCAGCGUCCACAUUCACUUAGCGGCCGGUGGAUGGGCGGACGAGGAGAUGAGUCAGCCGCGUGACGUGGCCCUGGUUCUCAAAUCGGCCCAACCUGUCGUGUGGAUCGUCUCUUCCGCCCCCGUCCUGACGGGCUCGCUCCUGAUCCUGGCAGAGCACCAGGUGGAGAUUGGCGGACUUUCGGCCCGGCAACAGGCCGACGUGCGCAGCAACCGGAAUCUACCGUCAGAGUUCGCUCUUUUGAUCUUGUCGGUGACGGCCGAUAUCAAUCCGCCCGUCUCCUAUGUCAAAGCGCCGCCGGCCACCAACAGCAUCGAGAUAGUCAUCGGCAAGAAGCAGCAGCAGCAACUCCGCCUUCUAUCGUCGAAUGCGGGCAAAGCACCGCCACAACAACAAGUCGAGAGCCUCAGCGGAGCUGCCAGCCACAGUUCACCUUCUAUGGAGUUGGGCGUCCGCAGUUUGGAGCGCGGUGGCGGAGGCGGUGGCUACGGCCAGCAGCACACGCCCAAUCGAGGAACCGGAUCGCAGCGGAGUGUGGCCUGGACUCUGCAGCAGUCGGUCCGCGUUCAAUGCGGAUCGAAUUAUUUGACGGCCGCUCUGCCCAGGAACAUGGCCGAAGCGUUGGGCGUCAUUGGACUCUUUCUCAACGACCGCGGCUGUGCCGGCAAACGCAAUGCCACUCACUGGAUGGUCAGGACCCACGUCACCUCCUGUGGCAGCACCUCGCGUAUCGACGGAAAACUGACCACCUACUCGAAUGCGGUUCAUAUCCAGUUGGGAGCCGCCCAGGCCCCACAGAACGACGACGAAGACUUUGAGGGCUCGGGAUUGGACGGCUAUCCGUCGAGUGUUGCCCGACAGGUGGCCAUCCCCAUCCAGUGCCACUCUGAGCCCAAUUUCCCGAUUGGUUUCGGCGACAAGUUGGAUGACGACAACGUCAUGGACACUGAUGUCGAUUUGCCAGUGGGUCAGACGGAGCUUUACCAUAUGGAGAUCCAUCGCAACAAGGAAUGGACUAUUCCGGUUGUCACCGGCGCCAUGAAUGAGGCCAGCAAGGCCGAAGUGGUUUUUGACGAAACUCUGCACGUCCGCACUUGGAUCGACGGAGUAUCUUACAUCCAGAUCGUGACGGAAAAAUGCUGGGUGUCGAACAGCUCGGACAGCGAGAGACCACCGCGAUUGAUUCUCAUUCGCAACACUUGUCCCGCCGACCUGUCCGUCCAAAUGCGGCAGGCCGAUCGCGCCGACUCGGACGGCGGUUUCAGUUUCCACGUUUCCAAGGACUACGCCGAUUUGGGCCAACUCUACAUUCACUGCAAAUUGGGUCUGUGCUCGAACCAGCCCAGCAAAGUUCAAGGCAACUUGAAAAUGUGCAUAGAUCCCUCUCAAUACUGCAGCGGCCGGCACGUACUCAAGCCUUUCCUUGACGAAUCGGUUUCGACGGCGCAGCAAAUUCUGGUUCGAGGACCUUUGCGGAUGGUGGCCAAGGCCACUUUUUCCCUACAGAACAAAAUCAACCCGGCUGGAGAGACGACGACAUCACCCGGUUCCCUCCUGACUGGCAACGGGCAGCCCGGCAGCCAGCAAGUGAUUCUCGUUGGCGUUUCCACCGAGGUAACGGUGGGAAUCGCCCUGGCCUCGUUUGUCAUCGGAGUCGCACUGACUGCCAUUCUCUGGUGCAUCCACAUGAGGACAGAUCCGUACAGGCGAGUCAUGAACCGGAAGACUCGGUCGAGCCGAAGUAACAACCGUUGCCAGGCGAUUGGAGUCAAGUGUUCGCCCAUGAUUCGCCCGCGCUCCGGCGUUGACCACCACCGGACGUCGCUGCAGCAGGUUUCGGGAGCCGUCCAACAGCAGCAGCAGCAGCAGUUAGUUGCGGCGGCGGCGGCCCAGCCGGCCGAUCAGACGGCCAUGCAGGCGGGGGACAAGGAGCCUCAGCACCAGUUCACUUACGACUACGACGUCUCGUCGUCCCAGUCCAACAGCAGCGGCAGUCAGUGCAGUCGCGAGGAUUCGUCGCCGACGCCCAACUCGCAGACGCCCAUGAACGUGACGUCGGUCCGUUGAGUUGCGAGGGAUCGUCGUGACUGUCCCGGGACAUUUUGAUUCAUCCGCAUCCCAGCACCAGCGUUUGCGGAGGACGAGGAAAUCUUUUUGGGUUUGCAGUUAGGAGAAAAGAUUUCAUUUUCUCACCGGGUUCAACUCUGCCACAUACACACACACACACAUACACCGUUCUCAGGGCCUGUUUCCUCCAUCCUUUUUAUGCAGCCGUUUCUCUCUCUGUCUCUCUCGAAAUACCUCUCCUACCGCUCCUCCGAUCCCUAUGAACUCGCUAGUUUACAAAGGUGCAUUUAUUGCACUUAUUAUAUAUAAUCAUUCAUUCAUUAUAUCUGAAAUAUUUCGUGACGUUUGCUCGGCUCUUUGCGUGCGCGCCCUCCGAUCCCGUCUACCUCCGAUUGCACUCCAUCGUCGACUGGUGUCAAACAAACUGAAAUUUCACACACACACACACACCUUCCUCCACAUCCACUACCACCACCACCUUCCCUCUUAAGCUAUAGAUACUCCUCUCGCUCAGCACCUCAUCCGUUAAUUAUUUACCAUUUUUGCCUGAUUAUUCAUUAAUGCCGUUACAUUUGAUUGAGAGGAUCUAAAGUCUGUAGUUACUAAAUUAUCACCGCAGCUCGUAACUACCUCUUUGCCCCCCCCCCCCCCCCCACUACGGUCAAGCGCAUCAAAACUCGUGACCUUCCCAUCAUUCCGGUCAGACGUUUUAUUUAUUUAAAAUAUUUUUUUUUUUUUUUUUGUUUUCUUUCCGCCCCCCUCCCAACAUGCUCGACCGAUUUUGGCCUAUCAAACAAACAACCUCGCAAACAACAAAAAAAAGAAGAUUAUUAAUAACAAACGAAAAGCGGCAGACAAAAUAAUUGAAAUCAAAUCCUCAUGCUGGACUCUUUCAUCUCAGGAAGAACAGGAAUCCCUUCAUAAUUUACAAAAUUGUCGGUGUUCAAGCUCUUAAAUUAGACCCAGCUCUUCUCCCCAUGUUCCCCCACCACCACCCUCCACCACCCAUUUUUUUUGUUUGUUCUACAUUCAACCCCUUUAUUCAUUACGGGUGAAAUCAUCAACUCAUAGUAGAAAUAGGACCCACACCAUCAAAUGGAAACGACGAUCUUUAAAAACAAACAAAAUUGUUUUCAUGCCGUUUAAAUUGUUGAUCUCUCCUCACAGAAUGGCAGAUCGAUCAAAUCUAGGUUAAAACUUUUUCUAUUUUCUUCUUCUCAAUCAAGUUCCUGUUUUCUUUUCUGUCCCCUUUUUGGCCUUUUUUUCCCCUCCUCGUCUUAACGAAUCCUUUUUUGUGUGUGUGCGGGAGGAAUCAUUUCGAGAUGUUGUAGUUGGCGACAAGCGGCGCUUUUGGGUUUUGCGCCUCUUGUAUAGAGAAAAUUCGUCGUGUGGCUUUGACAUUUUUGUUUCUUUUUUUUUUCUCUCCUGCGCGUGUGCGGAUGCCAUUUUUUGAUUUCGUAUUUUUAAGAGAGACGGGUUUGAAUCAGUACAAAAAAAAUGCAAACAAAAUAUUCGAUGACAAGCGCGUACAAAAAUAUUUUGCAAAGAUGAAAAAGAAAAAAAUGUGAGAAACAUUUUUUUGUUUUUUUAUGACGUCUUGUUUGUCGGGUUCUGUUGUUUGUUGUUGAGUACCUGUACAGUUUAUAUUCGUCGAGUUUGCUUGUGUGAAAUCGCUGGGAGGUGAACGAGUUUGAUUGGGAUGGAUGAAUGACGAUUGCGUUUGUUUGUUCUUUUCCUUUUUUUUCCACCCAUCUUUCGAUUUGCCUCGCUUAAUUCGCCGACGAUGCCAUUCGCUCGUGUAAACAGGGUAGAAAGACUCUACAAAUUUCGUUGCGUGUGUGUCUCUGCGUGUGUUUGGAUUGGGAUUCUCAUUCGGGUGGUCCGCCUGGCGGAAAUCCCCCGCCGAUGGAAUGAAUCAACAAGGAACGACUUUAUUCUAUUGUAUUCCGGCCCCAGCUGUAAAUCAUAUUCGCUUCUCUCCAUCCUCUUUUUUUCUUUUUCUUUGAAUUCUCUUCAGGAUCGAAGGCAACAACAAAAACAAACUUUUGGCAGAGUGGCGUCAUUCACGUAAAAUGAAUGACAAUCUCUAGAGAAAUGAGAUCGUUUUUUUCUCUCUCUCUCUCUCUUUGUCCAUAAUAUUCUGAUUAAUUAUCGUUCGUUUCUUUCAAUUUCUUUUCCCCACUGGGAGGGAGAAUAAUACCGCCCCCCCCCCCCUCGUUUUCGAUGACCAGAAAAAUCAAAUAACAUUGCGCUACGAAUCAUUUUGACAUAAAACUAAAAGUACAACACAAGGAUGCAUAUAUUAUAUAUAGAUUUAUGUCUUUUUAGAGAUGAAUGGCAGACACAAUUUUUUUGGGAAAACUAUUGUAAAUUUUUUUUCUUAAAAAAGAAGAAAAUGAAGAAAAUUUCUUUUUUUCUUUUUGGGAAAAAGAUUUACUGCCGUCCAGGCCUCUGUCCAGCUCAAUUGGAAACGUUCUCGGGCCUAUUUUAUACAUGAAGAAUAUAUACAUAUACACAUCCUGCUACUUCUAGAAAGUACCUUAUAAAAAAGAAAAACUACUUUUUUUCUCUCUCUCUCUUCUCUUUUUUCUCUGUCAAACAAUCUCCCUCUCAGCUUCGCUUGCCCAUCGACUCCAUUCAUAUAAUAUAUACUACUAUAUACUGUAAGUAAAGUACAUAGACACAUACAUCCAUCAAUAGAUUAGAAUUCUUGUAUGUAUACUGUCACAAGAAGAAGAAGGAGAACCGCGCCGUUCUUCCUCCUGAAUGUUCCUUGCUCCGUAGCUCUUUUUUUUCUCUCGGAUGACCGCCGUUUCGUCUGUUUUUUUCUCAUUCUUCAACCCGUGGCCGAGUGAGCCACUCCCUUUUCCAUCCGCCACGUACUACUACUCCCCAACGUUAUGGGAAUUUUUUUUCUUUUUUUUUUUUAAUAUUUAGUUAUUUAGUUUUUUCUUUUAUCUUUUCUGGGGAACCUUCCAAUUUUGACAAAUAGAUUUUUUAUUCCUUUUUUUUCUGGGCUCUCCCUCACUGGCAAGUCCCGAAGGAAAAGACAGAAAAGUUGCACGGAGGAUACGAACGACGUCAAAUGUCUCCUCUACCGACGCUUCGCUCUCGACGUCGAUGAUGAUGGCCCUAGAGAAUUUUUCACCAGCCCGUGCCAGACACACAUUCGCUCUCUCUGUGGGUGUGUGUGGGGGUCUAAAAAAAAAAGGAAAACUAUUCAAUCCCGUCUCUGUCUCUCAACUUUUUUUUUUCUCCCCGUUAUCUCUCCCUGCUCAUGCAGCCCGAGACUCUUCAAUAUUUUCUUCUUCUUCUUUUCCCUAUUGUCUAUUUCAUCAAAAUAAAUUCUUCCCAAUUGGAUGGAGAAGCGGACAAGGGCCUCUCCCAGGAGUUUUCGCGUUUCUUUUUUUUUAUUAUUAUUAUUAUUACCGUUGUGGGUUGAUUGAAAUAUGGGAAUGAAACUGUGUCUACCUCAAUAACGUCGCAUUGAUCAUAUUUGUUUAAAAAAUUUCAAAAAGGCAAAAAAAAGUACCCAUUUUUUUCUCUUCUUCAUUAGCUUAAACUGUUGGUUAAGUUCGAGACAUAACAAAAGAGGAAGACUAAUAAAAGUUCACUCGGAAGAUUUCGCAAAGUCUUUAAAGGGAACUGUUUUUUUCUUUGAUUUAUUUCUCGGAUUUUGUAGUGGUUGGCCAAGUUUCUUGUUCUACCGUCUUCUCCUUUUUCUCACGUUGAUUUCUUCAAUUUAAACUCUUUUCUCUCUUUAUCUUUUCUCGUGAAAUAAGAACGAAAAAACAAAAACAAAUCUAACCCAUAUGCUUAAAGUACCUCAACGUUCGUUUGGUCUUACUAUAUAUUCCCUCUCGGCAUGAAAUAAUAAUACCGCGUAGUACAAUAAGAUUGUUUCUUUAUUGUUUUUGUUUUCGCGUUUCGGUCGAUCGUUUGCAUACAUUUUCGCAUCGUCUACAUGAGAGAAAAAGAAAAGAAGAUUUAUUGCACCGUCGUAAAAUAUCGUCGCGUAUCGGAGUAGAAAUAGAAGCGAUUAGUUUAGAUGAUUAGGAAUUUCGCGGAGCGUCCGAUUACAGAACCCUCAUCUGUUUAACCUGUUUUUUUUUGUUUUUUUUCGUUUAUAUAUCUCGGUCGAUUGUCUUUUUUUUUUUAAUUCGCCUCCCCGGAGCGGAAAUCCAUCUCAUUUAUCGUUUCCUCUUCUUAAAUGGCGUAAAAAGAAUUAAGAAAAAAACAAACAACCGAAAUCCGCAUCGCCGUAUAUUUAAAAAGCGUCUAUAUAUGAAUUAUUAUUAUUAUUACACAACACAGAAACCAAUCUACCUUACCUACCCUCCUCUCUCAUCCUAUUUUUCUAUACUAAUUGAUUGCAACGCAUCACAUACGGGUCCUUUUUCGAAAAAAAAAUAGUUACAGCAAUCAAGACGUGAAUUUUUUUUUUCUUUCAUAUUAUUAUUUUUUUUGGUCCAGUCUCUGGAUAAACGUAUUACAAACAAAAUAUUUAUCACAUCCCUUCUCCCGCAAAUGAAGUUUGCAUUUUUUUUUUAGAACGUAGAGCUCCUUAAUCACUUACUUGUUUGGGGAAACGAAAUUUUUUUUUUACUUCAAAAAUUUACAAUCCGAGUUCAGGAUCAUCACCCCCGCCAAAACAAUUUUGAAAAAUCUCUCUCUACUCUCCGCCACCCUUCGAGUCCACCACUCUCUCCUUCCAUUGAGCGCGCGCGCAUCUCCCACACACACAUUUCACACGUACUACGCAAAACAAAUGUAAAAGCAAGCAAGGAAAUUCAUUUUCGACCCCACACCCCCCGCUCCCCAACGUGUCGAGUUUUUUUUUCAAAAUCUUCUAACCGUAUGUCAUAGUAAUAAAAUAAUAAGUGUUUGUGUGCGUCUCUGUGUGGUCCUCAAAUUGUGUCGUUUCUUUUCCAUCCGCAUUCUCCCCCGAUAAAAACAAAACAAAUCCUAUCGAGAAACAAAAACAAAAAAACUGAAAAACCACACCCACUUGGAAAGUUAAAAAGAAAAAAAAAGGAAAAUUUUGUAUUGAUGUCAUGCCUCUCUUUUUCUCCGGAACCUGAAAUUCGAAAUGGAUUAAAAAAACAAAAAAAAAAUUCAAAUAUUUUUUGCUUAGAUAUCGUAGAGCCUAUGCUCCACCAAUCCCAAUACAUGUAUAUUAUCUCUGGCAUCAGUCAUCAACCGCAAAAAAAUCUCUUUCAAGAAAACAAAAAGAAAUUCAUUACUACAAAUUCGCAAACGAAAUUUAAAAAAAACGAAAACAUAAUUAAAAGAGAUGAUGACGAUGAUUUCGAUCUUUAUACAUUUUUGCAGUCGGUGAGGCCUAUAUACAUGCAGUACAAAUAAAAAUACACUAUAUCUUCGUAUUCGGAAA
This is a messenger RNA of Daphnia pulicaria, 9294 nucleotides long. Its product is annotated as transforming growth factor beta receptor type 3-like. The transcript has 15 exons. Lineage: Eukaryota; Metazoa; Arthropoda; Branchiopoda; Diplostraca; Daphniidae. The coding region runs from base 993 to 3902 and encodes 969 amino acids. The record is from RefSeq and is a predicted model, not a curated record.